Lachancea fermentati is the source of this 1584-nucleotide messenger RNA. The record is from the annotation of a GenBank genome assembly. Lineage: Eukaryota; Fungi; Ascomycota; Saccharomycetes; Saccharomycetales; Saccharomycetaceae.
AUGAGUUCUAGAGCGGAGCUGAUGUCACAGCAGUCUGCCGUGUUCGACCUUAGCGCGCGAUACUCGUGGCAGGCAAACACGCUCAACGGGUAUCGGUCAAGUCGCCUGGCGUCACUCUCUAGCGCACAUAUAUCUCACGACCACGACCCACGAGGCCACCCCAAAAUCGACUACGAUUCGGACGAGAUGACGGACGAAGAACAAGAGCAGUCGCUGAUCAGACCGCUAAUCGACGCGCACGCGCGUGCGUCAAGCUCCAACAGCAAGCUGAGCGAGCUUCAGGAAAAGGAGGCGGAGCUGAAGUUCAAGGUUGUCGACGAUUCGUUGGAGCAGCAGCAGCGGCAGCAGCAGCAGAUUCCGCUGCUGUCGUCGCCCCGCUACAUGCACCGCCGCAUCGUGUCGCGCACGGUGACGGUGCUUGACGGCGACGAUGCUAGUAUCCCCGGCCAGACUAGCAGGAACCGUGCGAACCAGGCCUCGGAGCCAGAUUAUUACACCGAGAUGGAUCGUUUUAACGAGGCUCAGGCAAGAAACCAUCGCACGCGCGCCAGGCUCCGUCAACAGCAAAUCGAGAAGCAAUCCGCCCCCUUGCGCUCCGCCCAGAUCAUUGAAAAGUUCAGUAAGUGGUCCAUUUACUCGGACAAAAACGCCCAACGCUCGCACUCGCGCCCACAACGCAUGCCACGCAGAACGCCCACCUCUUCGUCGCUUCGGCGCAAGGACUUUUCCAACAGGCGCGAGAUCAAGGAGUUUGCACGCUCAGGCAACUUUAUUUUCCACCGUGGGUUCUCUUUGCGCAGGUCGCAACGUUUGAAACAUAAUUUUAAAUUCAGGAACCACACCGAGCUCUCUUCUUUCAUGGACUACGUUAAUAUAGGCUCUGCACCAAUCUCGGAUGUCCUGCCGAGUCGCUUAGCAGUUGCUCACAAAAUCAAACCACCUCAGUUUUUACAACUCAUGCGUUUGGAACCAAAAUUUGUUCAGAAUUUGAUAGAUAUUGGGCCGUUACAUCCUCAGCGUACGCGCAGCUCAUUGUCACGAAGGCCCCACCAUAGUAACAGUAUCCGCAGACAAGUGCCUCUGCCGCGGCGCGUAUCCACUGUGAGAAGAUCAAAAUCACUUUCGAGCAUUCCGCCCCCUUCAUUGGCGCAAUCUCAAAAUGCAUACCUCUAUGCACUGUGGCAACGCUAUCUGAUGGCAGUACUAAUCCAACGUGUACAAUUCAGAAUGUUCCUAAUGGCAAGCUCUUCGUCGGAAGUCAGCACGGAUUCUCGUACUAGUUUAUCGAAUCCAGAAACUGGCUCGAGUCUCAGUUUUGGAAAGGCGCGAGCACAAGAAGAAUCUACUCAAGAUCUUCCAGCAUCGAAGAAAUUCAUGACGAGUAAAAGUGUUUCUCAUUCAGAUGCGCACGAGGACGGUUUUCUCCUAACUAAAAGUAUCAAAGAAUACCCAUCAGGAGAUCUUUUCCCAGUUAUCAAUGAGGAAGAAAUGGCAUUACUUGCAGAUAUCAGCGGGGAGUCCGCGUCUUUGUCAAGCGGAAUUAACCGUGAUAACGAUUUAGGGAAACAAAGAAAAGUUUAUUAA